AUGGCCGGCCGAAUGGUACUAUACAAGCUGGUGGUGUUGGGAGACGGUGGUGUGGGAAAGACAGCUCUUACCAUCCAGCUAUGUUUACAACACUUUGUUGAAACUUACGACCCCACGAUUGAAGACUCAUACCGAAAGCAAGUCGUUAUCGAUGGUCAGCCCUGCAUGCUCGAAGUACUGGACACCGCUGGACAGGAAGAGUACACGGCACUGCGAGAUCAAUGGAUUCGUGAUGGCGAAGGGUUCGUUCUAGUCUACAGCAUCUCGUCACGCUCUUCCUUUACUCGCAUCAAAAGAUUUCACCAUCAAAUCCAACGAGUUAAGGAGUCGUGCGCGUCGUCCCCAUCUUAUCCUGGCUCUCCUAUCUCCUCGGCAAACCCGCAGUUGCCUGUACCUAUUAUGCUUGUUGGCAACAAGAGCGACCGAGUCACCGAGAGAGAGGUUUCCACACAAGAAGGUCACGCCCUCGCCCGCGAACUCGGCUGCGAGUUUGUGGAGGCAUCAGCGAAAAACUGCAUCAACGUCGAAAAGGCGUUCUACGACGUUGUUAGGAUUCUACGCCGGCAGCGACAACAAGCCUCUCGCCCCUCGGAUAGAUCAAGCGGCCGGACGCGAACAGGCAAUGGCGAUGCAAGGGGCGGCGAUCGAGACGAAAGACACAGAAAUAGGAACAAGGACCGAAACAAGUCUAAAUGCGUGGUAUUAUGA
Messenger RNA from Fusarium graminearum PH-1, 708 nucleotides. RefSeq names its product Ras-2 protein. The transcript has 2 exons. NCBI's taxonomy places the organism in Eukaryota, Fungi, Ascomycota, Sordariomycetes, Hypocreales, Nectriaceae. Gene Ontology annotation, molecular function: GTPase activity; GTP binding; GDP binding. Gene Ontology annotation, cellular component: plasma membrane. The record is from RefSeq and is a predicted model, not a curated record. The coding region runs from base 1 to 708 and encodes 235 amino acids. Gene Ontology annotation, biological process: signal transduction.